UAGUAAAAACGUGUAGUGUAACAAGUUAUUGUGUAGUGUAAUAAGUUAUUAAAUUGAAGAGAGAAUGGUGAAGUUCAUUUCAAAACUUAGCAUCACCUAUUUUUAAUGAUGUUUCAACCUUAGUUUUUGCAUAUCUAAUUUUCCGAAGUGACAAAUCUAACCUAACAAAAACGUAAUAGCAAAGGAUUAGCCAGAAGCUUUAAAAGAUCUUUAUCUUGUAAUACCGGGAGGUGCAUACGUAAUACCAGGUUUUAUGGGCUACGUGUGACAGAUCGACACCGUUGAAGGUGUAUACUCGAGGGACAAGAUCCGGCUUGCACAGCGGAGAGAAAAUUCGAGAGAGAAGCGAUCGUAUCGUGAAUUUAUGCGAUCUAUAAAAAUCCUUCUGCCCUUAGGCGAAAUUCACAUAACACUUGACUGCACACGUUUUUCCUUCGUAUUACGUACGAAUCCGUAUUUCUUCUUUGGGAAACCCCUUUCGAUGGAUUAUCAUCAACACGAAAUACCGCAAUUGAGAUGAAUACGUUCGUUUAUGACCCGAGCAGCGAGAUGCAAGUAAAAUGUGUCACGCGGAGAUCCUGAAGGAUCAUCCUGCUGUAACGUGGGUAUGGCGUAAUGAGCGAAGAAGAAUGCAGCACGGCAGAGGAGGCUAGAUGAGCCCCAACCUUCAGAGAGUUGCAUGUACGAAUCAUCAAAGAGUUAUACACGAAACACAGAAACACACAUCUCACAGAGAAAACGGAAGUGGAAACAAGCACGUGUGUGGAAGACUACGCGGUCCAUACCUGGUCCGCCAUUUUGGCGGCAUGGUCCUUUGGGCCACUAUACUAUUCCUGCAAGGAGCUAGUUUUGUCGGCUCGGUGACAGGUAUCCCAGGUGUUCCAGAAAAUAUCACGGUGAUGUUCCUAAAUCCAACGUCUGUCCGCGUUUCUUGGAGCACCAGUCAAGUUGAGCAAGUCGAGAAAUACGACGUCACGUAUAAGCCAACAGAUGCCAGUUACAGGGUGGUGGCGGUGGUCGCAGGAAAUAGUGAAGCGGUCACAUUGAGCGGCCUUAGGGCUGACACGCAAUACCAACUUGUCGUCACCGCCGUUAGAGCAGGCAAAAAGUUUCGAAGUCGACCGAUCGUCUUCCGUACGCUAGAACCGCCAAGAACAUCCCCUCAACAGGAUGCAGCGGUAACUGACGGCCCCCUUCCACCACCCCCGCCUUCUUCGCAACAACCACAACCUUAUAUACAAGUUCGCGGCGUAGAAGUGGGCAUCGUGGUGUUGGUGUUGAUCUUCUGGGCGGGCGCGAUAGCGUUGUUCUUCAACCGUUGGGGAAAGAUUCGCAUGUUGCUGCCGUAUCAACCUGAUUACAAAGAACAGUUGAAGGUUCCGGGCACUGGGGUAUGCGCAGCGGCGAACGCUGCUUACACGCAACACCCGACUCAACACACCUGCUCUCAGCAUCUGCACUGGUCGAGCCAUCACGUGGACUCCUUGGAUAGCGGAGGUGGUUUAGGGUGGCCCAGGACAUCGAGGCCCCGGGUGAACAGCGCCAUCGACGUAGCCGGCUUCCUAUCCCAGGAAUUUUUACGGCGGCACGGUUCAACGUCGAAACUGUGUCGGAAGGUUCGCAGUGCAGAUAACUUGCCGCUGGCAUCGACCAAUAGACAAGAUCAACGAAAUUCGAAGGAAGAAGGCAUCGAUGGCGACAAAGAAUCCUUCUUAAAGCCGACUCAAGAAGAGAAAUACGAGGAUUUAGAGUCUAAAAGGCAGAGCAGCCUCGAGAGCGGUCCAAAGGAUAAUCCUGAAGUCUCCUUGCUCGAUCCUAAUUGUCAGCAACUCUCUUUAAGGGAUUCUCCGAUAACGUCCUCAUCGUCGUUCGUCGGCCGACGUUUCGGGGGAUGGCGAGCCGGCGGAAGUCACGAAUAUGUUCGGUGUCCUGUACGACAACCUGCUUCCAUGGAUGAGCGGUGUUACCGGCGGUCUUACGAUUCCGACGCUCGUCAAAGCCAUUAUCACCAUCAUCACCGUCGCGGCGGGAUCGAGCGCCACUCGAAGAGCUGCGACUACGCGAAACGUGGCCCCGAGUCGAGCAUCGAGGUGCAGCAUUUCGGUCUGCCGAUCCUCAGCGUCAGCGAACCCAGCCCACCCGACGAGAACGACCGUGUGGACGAGUAUUUGUAGGACUUGCUUGUCGAGGACUUCCUCAAGGAACUCCUCGUGUGAUCCCUCGUUUCGUGCGACGCUACCCGUUGAGUUUGUGCGUCCUCAAGGAUUGGUAAGCUCCAAGCAAAACUCUCGGCCGCUCGAACGCAACCCCAGAUCAUUCUGGGUGAUCCUCAACAAACUUUACAAUUUUAUCGCCGAUCUUCUCGGCUGUUUUCAACGCAACGGUCGCACGGAUUGACCCUAGGUGAGAACCGUCGAGUUUGUGGGUCCAAAGAUAUUUGUAAGCUCGAAGCAAAUUUUAAACACGAUGGUCGAUUAUGGUUUUCGAUCGAUGUCCUUUGCAUGGAGGUGUUCCUGACGCAACUAUUUCAUGAUUCUGACGAUACUGAGUCUAGGCAAAGAGUAGGUACAAGUACCUUUGAUAACUUUGGAUGUUUCCCUCUAUGUAUGAUGGGAAAUUUAAAUCCCAAUUUAUUGGGGUUUCAUAUCAUUAUCUAAUAAUUUGAAAUUUCGUUGUACAUUUUUAGUAUAUUACUGAUACAGUAAAGUCUCGAUCUAAGUGAAAAUGAUCUGCAUGAUAUAAGUGAAAAUGAUCUACUCGAUAUAAGUGAAAAAAUUGUGCUCAUCACUGAGAUCUCGCGAGACGUUUAGAAGUUCGCUUGCCGGGAAGUGUAACAUGAUUCGAGUGUGUGUAUCCAAUAAAAAAAACAGUGUAAAUAUGAAACUUUCUUUUAAAACUUGUUUUCGACUUUUUUUGUUAUAAAAUUUCUACCAACAGAUUUCUGAUAUUUUUCCAAUUAAAAUGAUACCAGACACUAUAUAAUUUGCACCAGAUUUACUAUAUUUACUAUAUUUUAUAAUUAUUAUUUAUAUUGGUUUCAUUAUCAAUAAGUUAAGAACGCAGAAAAAGAUGGUGAAUAACUACGAAAAGGACGCUGAGAUUGUACCAGUCGACAAAGGUCAAAAGCCUACUGUAUUGUUUACAGUGCUAACAUGCUGGUAACGUUUAUUUUUAGUCCCUUUUUUUAUACACUUUUCCAAUAUAUUUGUGACUUUUACCCCAUUGAAAAGGGUUUAUUUUUGUAUUAGAAUUGCCUACGGAUAUGUUACUGUUUGUUGUUUACCUUCGAACCUUUCCGUCGUUUGCUAUUCUUUUUUGCAUUCGUCAAACUUCGGUUAACGUCGGAACUACCCGAUGUGAACAGAAGUUUAGAACCGAAAGAUUCUGAACUACAUGAAUAAAAUAUUUAAAAUACAAGUAAAUAUGUUCUGAAUUACGUCGUGUUUAGUCUCGUUUUAAUCGGGAAAUUGUCACAAAUAUGUAGGUAAAAGUUUCAUAAUAACAAAACAGAAAUAAAAAGAUUUUAUUCUUGCGUUAAAAUUGAUCGAAUAUAUUACUGUUUACGUUCGGUCGUUCGAACGUUUCCGUUGUCCGUCUUUUGUACGUUCGGUAAACUUCGGUCAAUGUCGGAGCUACUCGAGACACUGUUAUGAUCUUCGAAAUAUUUACAUCGAUUUUGCGACCUUGAAAUGUUGAAAACAAGAAGGCAUGUACUAAAAUGAUUACUCUAAGAAAAUAUUUAAAGAAUAUAUUCUACAGAAAUGAUUAUUACAAAUAACGUGUAAAGAAAUGAACUAUUUAUUGCAAUAAAAUACAUAUUUAUAUGUUACAGAGAAAUGAUAAAAUAUUUAUUACAAAUUACCGGUAAAUGUGUUACAGGAAGGAAGAAAUAAAAAUAUUUAUUCGUAUUUAUUACAAAUUAUAAAUAAAAAACAAAGUUUUUCUUCUAAAUUAGUUACAAAUAAAUGACAGAUGAACGUGCAGGUAUCAAGCAUUACCGACCGCCAUACUUGUCACUAUGCGCAUGCGCAAUACCGCGUUAAAAUUAUGUCUUCACCGCAUUUCAUUUUUCAUGACCAUUUAAAUUCCUUGUAUUAUUUUGCCUCUCUCUAAAAGUUAUUUAUUUGUCAGAGUGCCUUGUACCUACUCUUUUGUCUAGAGUUGGAGCUCUAGAAAAAUUAAGACUCUUUCUGAGAUGAGGGUAAUAUUUUAGUAAAGAGAAUGAAGGUGAUGUUUCGUUGAAAGAGGUACAAUAUGUAGAGUUACGUUCAUUUAUAUUAUGAUAGUUUGAGGUUAUAAAAUGAUGUAAAAUAACACUGGAAAAUGAAGAUGUGGAUUCAAAUUAUUUUAUGA
This is a messenger RNA of Megachile rotundata (alfalfa leafcutting bee), 4353 nucleotides long. RefSeq lists its product as uncharacterized. Lineage: Eukaryota; Metazoa; Arthropoda; Insecta; Hymenoptera; Megachilidae. The record is from RefSeq and is a predicted model, not a curated record. Gene Ontology annotation, molecular function: protein binding.